Messenger RNA from Amoebophrya sp. A120, 18415 nucleotides. NCBI's taxonomy places the organism in Eukaryota, Dinophyceae, Syndiniales, Amoebophryaceae. The record is from the annotation of a GenBank genome assembly.
UCAUGACCUCGUCCCGCUCGAGAAGACGAAGACCGCAUGGCGGUACCGCCGCCCUCGUCCGAGGGACCUGUGCGCUGUUCGUAUGGCGCAACCACAUGCACGUAUCGGGGCUUCUGCAAAGAGAUGGCGUCGUAUGGGAAAGAGAAGAAGAAGAACUGUUUCACUGUAUAAUCAACCUGUGAAGAAGAUGCACCAUGGGACGCAGCACACAAGUCUCUGGCCCACUAAACUUGCAAGACAGUGAAUAUACCUCAGGCGUGCUCUACUAGUGCUUGAGGAAACACUAGCACGCAUGGCAAAUUUUCUUUGUCGUGUAGAGCACCAGCGUCUUCUUGUUUUGACGCAGAUCUUGCAAUAUCAAUAUCUUCAUCGUUGCUGCAUGCACUGAAACACUUUUUCCGUAUGAUUCAUCGACCAGCUUCGUCCGGGGGAGGACCAGGAGGAAUUCUCUGACACUGCCGCGGCUCAUGAAGUAUCCAACAUAGAACUGUAAAUAUGUCUCUGUCUGGAUGAAACAGAAACUUGUGAUGCUUGGCAGAGAAUCACGGCGAUUCGAUUUCCGGCGAAGCGUGUCGGCUGGUUUCUGAUUUGCUAGGUGUUGUCUGCCUUUGCCUUUGCCGAAGUGCUUUUGUUGGGCGCUUUAUCGACUGACGGACCAUCUACAUUCCCACCGAAAUCAGAGCGAUCGGGCUGACGAGAUGCGUCUUGUGGCUUUCAUUCAUUUUCUCUGCCACAUGGAGAAGUGGCGCUUGUUUUGGCUAACGUGUGUGACAGAUCGAUGAGGAUCAUGCUAGCUGAGCCUGACAAACCUUGCAUUCUGUCAGAAAGACCCAGACUGACACGCACUUUUCCUCUGCUUCUUGCAAACGUAUUUGUAUCGACAAGCAUGACACAGAAGUUGGCACUCUCUUGUUUUCAUGCAUCACAGAUCUUCCAGCUGUUCUUCAAAUCUGGUGUCGCGAUAAGUAAGAAAUCCAGUCCCAGAUGACAUUCCUAUUUGCAGUGCAUAAGUCACCCAACAGGAUUCCACACGAAUUGGAGAAGAUGCCUACCCACUGCAAAUAUGUCCUGGUCGGGAACAAGGAUGCAAACUUGUGUUACAGACUCUGGAUUAUGAUCACAUAGAGAUUCUCUGUUGCAUUAUUGCAUAUGCAACAAGAGACGAGUACUACAUUGGAAGAAUCUUUCCUUACUUGCUUUAAGAGAACCCAGCUACUUACUUUAGUGCUUAUGCCAUAACAGUAAGUAGCUGUGUUUCCAUCUCUUGCUACGCAAAUGGCAAAUUUUUCAUGCGUGGCAGGCAUCUCUACGGAGGCCUGAUUGGUGGAAGGCUUGCAAAAGAGUCCUUCCUGCGUGCUGCAUUGCAUUCCAGAAAAACAAUUAGUAUGUCAUGAUUCAAAAGACGCGUGACAAAUAGCACCAGAACUGCGGCUAGUACUCAGCGACCAACUAAACCAAAACAGCUACAAUAUUCCAGACCCCGGACCCAUAUUCAUAUUUCAUAGUGGUUCCUUUUUUGCGGGCAACGAAACAGAUGUGGAGCGUGCAUCUUUUGACGGAAGCGAGCCGACGUCGGCUGCGGAAGUUAUACUGUGUAAAAAGGUCCCGAUCCCCACCAGCAGUUUCACUGCGAUUUAUUUUAGUCGUUUUCUAGUACAUACAGUGCCGCAGAUUAGAUUUGUCACUCAGAUGUGCCUGCCCCGGAUAAGAUGUUUCUUAUGCGCAGCCCCAUGAGAUGACGAUGAUGAUGAAGAUGAUGAUGAUGCGCAACCCUCUCUGCGGUGCGUUUUCCAGUGGUUUUUGGAAUUUGUCAUAUGUAGUGAGGUCACCGAGCGGUUCUAAUCCGGGAACUUUUUUAACACCUACUGUGAAAAACUACCGGCAGCGGUCAAUCGGCCGAAGAGGUUUGGCACAUGAAAAGCUUUCAUAUUUUUCAUUCGGUUCCGGGUGUGGUGGUACCGAAUCGCCGGCGGAAGUUACCGCUGGCCGAUCUUGAAAACGCCGUAGAGGAGCCGACACGAGGCGCCCGGUGCAUCGGUUUCCGCCGAUCGGAGGUGCCCAAAAAGGGGCGCAAAAAAAUUAGCGGCGGGAAAAGAAAGCGCGACGCCGCGCGGUAUGGGGCUCAUUUGGCCCGCAUUUGAAGAGUGCAAAGCCGGCCACCAAUGCCGGGCAUUUGCAAUGCGGGGAGCAGGCCAAAAGGUGGCGCGGCCCUGUAGCAAAAGAAAAAAAGCACACCCGCAAAGUGCCCCAAAAGCGGAGGGGUGCUCCCCAUGCUACGGGCCCGAUUUGGGGCGCCCAAGGAGCCGGGCGGCCGUGGUGCGGGCCAUGGCAUUUGGCGAAGGCCUUCGAGCUCCGAAGACAGGAAGGCGGUAGCCUGUCGCGGUUGUGAUUUCUAGCAUCGGCUCCACUGUGCGGAGUAGCAUUAUCCGCGACCACGGAAUGCCCAGGACAAAAAACCGGGCGCAUUUUUCUCAUGGGGAUGCAUUGGGGAAGACGGAGCCGGGCAGUCAAAAGAACCGCCGCGACCCCACUGCCCCCGCCGGCUCGGCCCUUGUAGACACCAUCAUGACCAGCGCAACGCGCUGCCUGUGCAGCACGAUCGCAGCACGAGGGUGCUGCUGCCCAGACACCUCGUCAAAGACCGAAAGAAGAAAAGCGCGCGCGCCUCUCCUCGUCUUUGCGGCUUAUUUACUUGGAGCAAGAUAAGGGAGAAGUCGCCGCAGGCGUUAGAAAGUUGGCGCCUGUAUGUUCAAUUUUUUUGGAUGGGUUUUUCAUCAAUUGGGGCGCCAAGUGGUCUUCCCCUGCUGGAGGAGGGAGUAGGAAGCGCGCAGCAGUCUGCCAAAGGGCACGCUGGUCCUCGCCAGCGUCGUCAUCUAUCUAUCAAUGUGGGCGGCGCCGACAUAGCCGAAAAACACGGAAAAACCAAGGCUGGGCGCUUAGAUUGUGAAAAUGGGCCACCUAACUAGGUCAAGGCUGGUAGCGAGCCAGUCAGUGGCGUCGCGGACGUGCGAAGGCCUGACAGGCGGGGCCUCUGACGUUGUGCGUGCGUGGAAUUGGCAAAAAUUUGUAUUGCGUGGGAACCAAAAACAAAAUAAACUCUCCAGCUCUUGCUACGGAAGCAGGGGCUUUCUCAUGCGUGCUAGGCAACAGGAGGCCAGCAACAGCAUCAGACCUGCAAUGCUUUUGCGUGCAUAGGGAUAGGAGACCAUUUGUGUCGUGAUCGAGAAGAUGCAUGACAAACAUCGAUCCGCACUGAUCCAGACCCAGACACAUUUGCAGUCGGUGUGUUUUUUAGGUCUCUUAUGUUGUUCAGGUCUCUAAUUAUACUAUAUGCUGUUCAGCGCCAUCACUUCAUCGACCAUCAGCAUCAUCAUCAUAGCGCUAGCGCGGCGGGUUUAAAUUUAUUUUGCGACCACCACGACCAUGCUGGCGCUAGUUGAAAGCAACUGGCCCGCGAAGCUUCGUUAAGAGCCUUGGAUAGAUCUCGCCAGCAAUUCGCUACAGAGGCAAGAGAGGGGGACGGGCGACCAUGCGAUCUGGUGCAUCUGCGCCGGCGCUUCCGACGGCAACGCCCGGGGGUUGUGUUCGAUGUUUCUUUCUCACAAGCAUGUCGCGGCGCUACUAGUAGUGGCCAGCGCAGAGAGGAGUUCUGCCGAGGCUCUGCCUUUUCCUAACUGGUUUCCUUUCUUUUCCUUUCUUUUCCUUUCUUUCCCUUUCUUUUCCUCUUCUUUUCCUCUCCUUUUCUUUUCCCUUUCUUUUCCCUUUCUUUCCCCUUUCUUUUCCCUUUCUUUUCCCUUUCUUUUCCCUUUCUUUUCCCUUUCUUUUCCCUUUCUUUUCCCUUUCUUUUCCCUUUCUUUUCCCUUUCUUUUCCCUUUCUUUUCCCUUUCUUUUCCCUUUCUUUUCCCUUUCUUUUCCCUUUCUUUUCCCUUUCUUUUCCCUUUUUUUUCCCUUUUUUUUCCCUUUCUUUUCCUUUCUUUUCCUUUCUUUUCCGGUGGCAGCGCCGCUUUGCGCUUCCAUCUAGCGAGGCCGUAUAUUUAUUUUUAUCUCGGGCAGCCCGCCGUGCCUAUGCUGCUGGCCACUGCACUGACGGCCCAGUGUCAAUGUGCUGACGUCAGCGAGCUCGAUUCUUCGUGCGCAGCGUCUCUCGCUUUUGGGUAGCUAGUGGCGAGUGCGAAUCAGUAGCCGCUCCAUGGCGUUAGCGUUCACAUGCUGUCAGCGCAGCUCUUUCACUCCCACUUUGCGGACUACGAGAGCAAGGCCAAGGCGCGCGCGCGUUGUUUGCGCAGCUAUUUACUGCGCCGCCGACCAUUCAACGUGGAGGCGCAGUCCGUGACGUCGCUUCUUCCGAUCGCCUGACGAGUACCCUUCUCGCGGCAAAUUGGCUCUCUCGGGCGCCACACGGCGGCGGGUGUCGCUUGCAGCAAGCGUGUUUCCAGUGUGCCCGCGUCGCUCAGCCCUCUAUUUCACACCACCAAAUUCAAACAUCGUGAGCAUUUUGGCACCCAAAGUCGCGAUUCGCAGAGUCUCGAGCAUGGGGCGUGAGGCCCGCUUUUACUCAGGAUGGAUCUCCGCACGCUGACAUUUAGGGCGGACACGGUCUCUACCAUCGUCGAAGAGGGAGAUGCACUUGCAGAGGUAGGGCCACUACCCGAUCACUCAUUCAUGCAAAUGACGAGCAAACAAACCGAAUGCGACAAGGGGCUGCAGGACAAGCUUCUCGGCCUCUUUAAAAAGAAGCAUUGGGGUAAAAUGUCUUCUGCAGCAAAAGACGCCCAGACUGUGACAGCCGUUUUUCAUAACGGCUGCUCGGAAAAUGAGCCGCAAUAUGAUGGGCAAGACUUGUUAAAGGAAAUAGUCCGCGAGGAGCUUGAAAAUCCAAGUCAGGAGGCUCUCUCGGAAGUGAGUCCGAGUUCCAGCGACGAGGCGGGGACGAGUUCCAGCGACGAGGCGAGGAGCUUACGCAAAUUGACCGUGCACUUACGAGGAGGUCUUCUUCCACUGAUCCAGAGCGUUACGCUGUUUUCCAAGGCAAAGCAUAUGACCGGAAGCGCGCUUCACAAGGCGGUAGAAAAGAUAACUGCAGCGAAGAAUCGUGCUGCCAAAAUGGCAGCAGACCUCAAAGACAUGACUCGGAGGGUGUGGGCCAAGAUUCGCGCUACGCUGAGCAUGGUGCUUCCCCAGGACGACACUGCUAGCAAUACGGAGACAGCUGCCGCCGGAACGAGCUCCAUGGUGCAAAAGCAAAAGUUUACGAUCAGGGAGCUCGGCACGGCGAUGAUGCAGAAGAUUGUCAAGUUGGUGUCUGCCGGCGAUCUUAUGCAAAAGUUCGGGGAGAGAUUGGCCAACUGCUUCCUCGGAGAUCUCGUAAAAGCAUUUCCGGUCGAGGUUAAUCUCCAGGAACUCGUGAAACAGUUCUCGGGUGGUCUGCAAACGAGCCUGACGGAUGCUGCUUACGAGUUCUUUACCAACGUUGUCGCUCCCGCUCUGUGGGACAAUUUUAGUGCGUGGUGGAAAAAGCUGACUGGUGGAGAGAAGGCUGAGGAGAGUGCAGCUGAAGAAGCGCAAGAGCAGCACUUUGACAAAGUUCUGAAUGGCAAAGGCAAUAAGAUUUCGGCGCAGCGUAAAAAGGCAGCGAAAGUCAAAGGGGGACGGAUGGCGCGAUUUACGCGUCAAGCGAAACGCCUCGUAAGUAGAAACAGCAAGCAGAACGACGAGAUGCCGGCAGAUGUAGCCGCCAUGAUACCUCCAAAGCGUCGUUCCGCCACGGGGACGAAGACUACCUUUGCCUUUGGCGAGUUCGAGUCGAGUAUCGCAAGCGAGGCCGAGAAGGCGAGCAAGGCCGUUGCGGUUCCGGAAGGAACGUCUGAUGUAGCUAAAGCAGAAUGUGAAAAAGCGGCCAAGCAUUUUGUGAAGUAUGCGAUAGACUCUCUUGUGAAAAACCUUGUUGGCAACGUGAAGGAUGUAUUUCAGAAGUCCAUUUGGGCGGGAGUUUCUGCUGCGAUCGCGAAUUUUUUUGAGGACCUCGGGAACGGCGCUUUUGAAGCGGUUGAACAACUCACUGUUGAGAUCCCCGGACAGGCCACCUUCGUGCGAAGGCUAAUCGUCGAGCCAAUCGAGGACAAUAUUCUUGAUCCGCUUCCCGACAAACUGGCAGACGUGUCCGUGGCAUACAUCCGCAAAUCAACGGAGAUGCAAGAAAAGGUGGCGGCAGUGCUCGCACACCUGAUUCCGCUAAUCAGGAACCUGUUGCUGAAAAGUAAGCCACUGGACGAAAAUGGUGUACCGGUGUUGGCGAGUACACUCAUCAAGUACGCGGAUAGAGGGGAGAAAAUUGCGGAUAUGUUGCACAGUCUCAGUCGUGAGUUCCUGAACAGCUUGGCCUCCAACACACACGUAGCACACAUAGCAGAGGAACACCAACACGAGGGGGAAGCACACGAACCAGAACACAAACACAAGGUCAAAGCGCACGACACAACAAACCAACACGGUGGAGGGAGUAAAAGUAAAGCACACAGACUUAAACACGAUCACGAACACAAGGGUGAGGGAAAAGAUUUGCAGUCAAAACCAGAGGAAAAAGAACAUCUGGUGGAGACCUUCAAGGGGGCCCUGACGAUCCAUCUCCCAGGUUUCUGCGCCACCGUACUCGAUGUCUUCAACGAUGUGAUUUCGGAUAAAUUGUUUGCGAUCGUGAAAACAAUCACCGAUGGGUUGAAACGUAUUCCUUUUGUCGGUGCCCUGUUUACUUUAGCGCAGCCGCUAUUGCAUUAUUUCAGUGGGAAGGUCGCGGUGGGCCUGAUUGGUAAAGCUUUCGACGGAGCGAAGAACCUAGCCAAGGCCGUGCUAGGAGAGGCGAACCAUGACGCGGCGGCCGCUGCAGUCGUCAGCAAUCAGGAUACGGUGAUGCCCUAUGUGCAAGAUUUCGUCUUCGGAAAGAUUUCGGAGCUGCUACUAAAAAAAGUGCCUUGGUCGGUCGAAUUGCUCGGAAAGUUGAUGAAGCUGCUGCUGGGGCAGGACAAGGAGAAUCAGGAGGAAGCGGCACAACAGCACUCUUCCUUUUCCGUAAUUACCGAAUCGAACCUAACGCGAAAGGACGACAGCGGACAGCCGAGCAGCUUCGCGAUGGUAACUGAGCGGCGACAUGCUCCGAGCGGCGAAAUCUCCACAGGCGUUGACAGACAUGCUGUCAGCAUCGCGCCCCUGGGCGACGUCACAGGAGCUACGUCAGCUACAGAUACACCCGGCGAACUCAAUUCCGUUGGGGAUGGUCAAGAGGAGCGGGGCCUUUCGCUUUCUUCGCCGACCGGUCUUCUGGAGCUACGCGCAGAUACAGCUCCGGAACCGGGGGACCAAACAAAUCCAACAGAUAAAUCCCUUGUGCGCGGCGGUGACGUGAACCCAGGGGCUGUGAGCAAGGUGAUCCGUCAAAUCAAUGCUGUGAUGGGACACUUGGGCGACUUCUUCAAAGACGUCGCGAAAAGAGUGAAGAAUGUGCUUUGGGACCAGCUAGAAGUGGUUCAGAACAAUUUCCUGGGCGGCAGCUUCAUUACCGACAUUGCGCACUCCAUGUUUCAAAUGGCUCGCAGCACUUUAAUCGACGCCACCACGACUGCUUUUCUGAACUGGUACAAAGACAAGCAUGAGACCGCUCUAAACCCUAUCGCCGCCGCCGAGGUCGCGAAAAUGGUAGAGGACGCGGCUGAUUCGCGGGGCCCUGAGCUGCUCAAAGAUCUGAUUGACGAGAUGCGGAGCAAAGUGCUGCACGUGGCAAAAGACAUUCUCACGGGGAUCGCGACCAAGUUGAAAAAAUUCAUGAACAAAGCGAAAGACUUCGUGAUGCAAAUCGCUGGGAUGUGCGAGAUGGGAUUUGAGGCGAUUACCGAGAGGAUCAAAAAAUUCAUCACAGGCGCAGAGCCAUCGAUUGAAAAGUGCCUCAAGCCCCCGAAUCUAGAGGCGUUUGCUUUGUGGAGCCUUCAAAAUAUCUGAGCGCUUCUGCUAGCUUGAGCUUUCGCCUUACGAACGAAGACCCUAUGUAGAAUAAUCCAAUAAUUCACAAUGUUGAAUUAUAGCUGCAGUGGCAAAGCUUCAAACAAUUGCUGCCGAUUCUUCUGAAGGUUUUCCUUCUGAAGACCUUCUGAAUGUCCAAAGUCAUCUCUGAAACCUUCAGAAGAAAAAGAAUUGAAAAAAGCCACACUGUGCACGUUUUUGCUUUAGCGGGAAUAUAAGCGGUUGCCACCGUGGGCGUUUUGACCUUCUGAAGGUCGCACCUCCUGAGUGUUUUUUUUUUACCUUCAGAAGAAAAAAAAUGAAAGAAAUUAUGCAAAGAAAGCUUCUGCAGGUGAAAAGCGACCGCUUUGCGAAUCUUCUGAAGGUUGAAAACCUUCAGAAGUUCGUGGCACUUUUUUGCCCUUCAGAAGAUUUUCCGACUUUUUCGACAAAAAAAGACCGCGAAGUGUCGCAAUUUUGGCCAACCUUCACAAGGUUGAAAACCUUCGCAAGGUUUGUCAAUUGUUCCUCCAAGCCUGAUGCGAUAGCUUUGCGAUGUGCUUCUGUAAACUAAUUACAAACAAGCACAACUCGGAACAGCUUACAUUUCACAAGUUGCAAAAGCGCGCUCUGUGCACUAUGAUGCGCCGGCUGUGAGUUCUAGGUCUUCGCGAAAAAAGCUUCGCUCUUGCUUCCUCGCCUUGGGCGCUAGCCUAAGCCCAAUUUUGUCACGCUGAGCCCAUAUAUGUGCGGCGACUCUGAAGCCUGUAAGUAGUGCGAAGCAAAGAAGUCGCGCGCUUUGCUUCUUCUUUCGAAAUGAAUUUCGCACCACGUAGAACUUUUAUCACCGCCUGGGCCUGACUUUCCUGCUUUAUCUAAAAAAGUGCUAUUUUUUGUUGCUGAUUCCGUUUUCUCAUGCAUUUUCCACAAGAGUAAAAAAUUUUGCUGAUUACAGAUCCGGAGCGUGGAUAAGGAUAUGUUGCAUUUCGACCAUUUGAUAGAUGUUUUCGAAAAAACACUACAAACACGGCCGGGAGCCAGGCAGGAGGAAUCUUGGUCGGUGAGUAUCCGAGUGGGGCACUCGUUUGCAUUGUCAGGACGGAGAUGGUUCAGGAUAUGCAUAGGCUUCGGCUAGCCCUAGCCAGGCUUCACGAGGCUAGUACUAGCACUAGGCUAGGCAACAUGUCGCGCGAGGCUAAUGGCUAAAGUUCGAGCGCUUAUUUGGCUUUGAGUGUUUUGCACGUUGCCGAAGGGGUGACGCGAUCGCUUGGUCGAAAGUCAUCAGGUUGGCCGACCCGAGUCACUACUAUGCGCACCGAGUCCACAAAAACAACAAACAUGCCCACAGGCGCUGGCGCGCGCUGUGUUCUUGGGCGCCUAGAAAACGCUGCGCGUGUCGCCUGUUUCAGGACUGGGUCGGCGCUUGCGCCUAUUUGCAAAAAACUGCCUCUGUUGUUGAAGAUGCUCGGCCUUAUGAUUCCGUUGUUGAAAAUGCUCCGCCUUUUUUUUCUCAUUGUUGAACUUAAGGUGUACACGUUAAGUAUUAGAUUUGUGGUUAGUGAGAGACACAUCCUGCUGCAGGUUAAGACCCGCUAUGCCUUGCACUUGCUAACUUGCCUGGAUUUGGAAAAAUGCAAGUGGUGCUAUCCUUGGCUCUCAAAUCUAUCAUGCGCGCUAGGGGCGUCCUCAUGUCAUGAGUGCUCGCCGAUUGGGGCCAUCCCCAUGUCAUGCGACUGAGAGAUAGCCGGACGGGACGCAAAGCUCGUGCACGACGAAGAGAAAUCAAUCUGGAACGUGGAGCAUGUGAUGGAUCCGAUCUUCACACGAGCGACUCCGCGAGUUUUCCAGCAUCCAGACGCCAGCGGCAACCACUAUGCUUUAUCCAGCCUCACUAACCAAGCACUAAAUACUUAACGUCGAAAAGGUUUAGAAGGGUUGAAAAGGUCUAUUCAUUUUAGGGUUCUAGUUUGAUUUUACUCAACUGCACGUAAUAGCUUUCGACCUGACACUACAGCCAUUUCGAUAAGCCUUGCCCCACGACGCAGACGUGGGAAGUGGUUCUUUCUUACCACCACCAUGCAGCCAAUUGCUAUCCACCCGUCUUGGAAAUUUACAUUGCGCGUUCAGGCAUGGCGACGAGUCUCUCUAUUCGGAAACCGCACAUGCAAACGUCUUCAUGUCAAGGGGCCGGCACGCUUCUCAUCUCGAUACAAGACUCCGACUGCAAAAGAGGAGGCAGAAGAAAAACAGCAACUUGAGUUCAUGAAAGGAAACAUGACCCAGGCGCAAAACAGGCGCUCUCAAGGGCUGCUGAUGAAGGUUGGUCAUGGUCUUGCGCGCCUUGCUGGAGGAAAAAAGAAAGUACUUAUUAACUUAAACUUACUAUUUCCGUAUGCAAAUUAUAGACGUGGGUCGCACUCGCACGCCCACAACCUACAGGGUGAUCCAUUGCUCUCCUAUCCUAGGCCCUAAUCUGGUAACCAAAGAUUGCGCAAGCACUCGCGUCAUCCAUCGCAAGCGGGGCACGAAGGCUUCGCCGUUGCCAUAUGGGAGGAGCCCGGGGGUAUGCAACCACUCGCAAAGUCGGGCGCUUGCUUUCAGGUGCGUUUGGCCUCCAGGAGGCGGAUUCCGCUAAACUUUGCGGACUUUUUGCGAAAACAGCAAAAGCAGCGAUAUCCAAGCGGGGGAAGUGGGAGGGCAAAAUCAAAAAGAAGUACUGCGGCAGCUCCAUCUAGUCUGAUUCUGAAAAAGAGCUUGUGCUUGGCCGACGGUAUGAGGCUUCUUUUGGCGGAUAUCUUGCCACCCGUCGGCCGCCCUGGAAAGAAGCGCUAUCUUUCGCAGCAUGUAACCCCAAUCGGCGCAAAAAAAGUCGCGACUUUGCGCGCGGCCCUCAGACGCCUUGAAAACCGAAAGAAAUUGCGCAAAGAAGGCAACUACUCGUAGCAUGUAAGCGGCCUGCAGAAGGCGCGGACUUCGUCCGCGGCCCGUGGGCACCUGCUUGAAGUUUGCAAGUGAGUGAUGAUAUUUGCUGAAAAAGAAAAGACAAGGCAACACCGCCUGAAAGUGUGCACUGAAAAAAGGCGUCCAAAAUUUUUCGGGGGCUCCUUCCUCUGAGAUUAAAAAACAAAACGGCGAUCGGGCCUGUCGAGGUAUGCCCGCCCUCCACGGUUUUCAGCCCCCGGCGCGACCAAAAUUGAAAACCCUCCUUCAUCCCGGAAAUGCCCAGCCUCGGGGGCCCGAGUGUAUGUAUGGGCAGCCCGAAAUGGCGAAAAUUGUUCAAAUUUUUAGCCUGGAGAAAAAGCGCGCGAGUGGGCCCUCCGCGUAGGCUACAAAGAUGGCCGCGUGGCGAAUCGUGGUGGAGGCAAGGAGACACCUCGCGGGCAGGGGGCACGUUUCUACUGUUCGGGCUGGAAAGGACGCCCCUCUACGCAGGAGGGGGAGGUAUCCGCGGGGGCAUACCAUCCGGGCCAGCAGGGGUCAAUUUGUCACCCGCGUGCUACAAGGGAUACCCCGUUGCGAAGGGGCCGGAUUUCGCAUUUCGCCGCCGAAUGUGUUUCGCCGCGGGCCGCGACCCAAGAAGAGAGGCCCCGAGACAGAUGGGGUGUCUUCUCGGUUUGCCGGCUGCUUCGAGGCGAUGUUACAUAAAGAGACCGGCACGCUCUGAGACCUAAAACGUGAAACACGGCGGCAGCACGAGGGACGCUUUUUAUUUUGUGGGGAAGUAAAUACCGGGGAGCAGCACGUAUGUCGCCCGGGACAAGGAUUGUCCGGCGUCCGGGGGAUCCGCCCUCGCCCCCGGGGGAUCCGCCCUCGCCCCGGGGGAUACGCCCUCGCCCCCCGGGGGAUCCGCCCUCGGUUCGGGGGAUCCCGAUCCGCCCUCGCCCCAAGGGGUCCGCCCGCACGCUGGCUUCCCGGGGGAUCCGCCCAUCCCCGGGGGUCAACCCGCUUCCGGGGGAUCCGCCCCGCCCCGGGGGUCCGCCCGCCCACCAGGGGAUCCGCCCUCGCGCCCGGGGGGUCCGCCCGCUCUCCCGGGGGUCUGUCCUCGCUUCUGGGGGAUCCGCCCUCGCCCGGGUGGGGCCACCCUUUCGCUCGGGGGACCCGCCCCGCCCCGAGGGGUCCGCCCGCUCUCCGGGGGAUCCGCCCGGCCGCCGGGGGAUCCGCCCCCCGCAGCCCGGGUGGCCCGCCCUCGCUUCGGAGGAUCCGCCCGUGCCCCGGGGAUCCGCCCUUGUUGUGGGGGAUCCGCCCUAACCCCGGCCGGGGGAUCCGCCCUCGCCCCGGGGAAGUCCGCCAAGCCGAGGUAGCUAGAAGAUAGUGCUUCCUUGCCAACGGGGAAAGGGCACGCACGAAAUACGGCGCACAUUGGGCCAGGGGAUUCCGGCGAGGAUCUUGAAGACCCCUCAGGAAUCCUCUCCGGAACCCCCUCCCAAAAUCGAGGCAGUGCCGCCGGGGGACGACCGCAGAGUCUGCCUGUCUGUGCCGCCGCCGCUCCUGCGAAGCCCGUGCCUGUUUGUAGAGUUCAACUACCUCCAUACAGGCAAAGGCCUGGCACUAGUAAGCAGCGCGCUCCUUUUCCUGUGGUUUACGUAAGUGCUAGCUUAUGCGCUUUUGGUUUUUGCAGGCCUCGAAAAGGGAAAGGAACGGACCGCCCUCAGAUCUCCGAGGCUAUGCCAGACUCCCUAAAUUCCAUCCUGACUUGACGCUAGACCGCCCGCGGCGAAUAGAGUUCUGGGCUAUAUUUUUGAAGCAUUUUUGAAGUAAGGACGUUCUGAAAAAGUGGGCAGCUAUGCCCGCUGCAGGUCGUGCGCGAGGUGCGCCGGGUGCCGCGUUGCAGUCGUAGCUGCGACGUCAGUCUGCGCGCAGCCUCGUGCGGGUUUGUGAUGAAUCGCGCGGGCAGGCUUGCGCGUCGUCGGCGACAGUUCUGCGAUGCAACACUACGCCGCCUCGCUUUGUGCUUGAGGCAGCUUCUGAACGUAGGCCACUCUGGUGGCAGACGGUUCUGAGGCCCUCGCUAAUGGUGGCGAACGUUCAGCGAGAAUGCCUCCGCGCAAUUCGGCGGCACGUGCAGCCGGUCGGCAGUUGUUGAGUAACAUCGACAGCUGUUCAAGGCAGCCAGCUACCUUCGAGCACUUGCAAAAUAUUUUGACGGGAGCCGAGAUAUUUUGACAGCCAUCAGGCGCGACCUGUGACGGCAGUCAAGCGAUUUGCGAAGGCAGUCAAGCAAUCUGCGAAGGCAGCUAGGCAGUUUGCGAAGGUAGUCAAGCAAUUUGCGAAGGCAGUCAGGGAAUUCUUGAAGAGAGUCAAAAAAGAGCCAAGCUUUGCGCCCCCUACUGUGGUGGUCAGUUUUGCCGUGCAUCUGACUGGUUUUUGACUCUCUUCAAAAAUGUCCUGACUUUUUUUUGACGUGUCGGCAUUUCCCUUCCCGUUCCGGCGUUCUCGAGAAUCAUCUACAACCAAAUCUUCGACGCUGCUUUACCAUUGUCCUGUCGGCUCGCUUCGGGCGACUAACUCGCGGGAAGGGUCCGGGGCACGCGGCCCCUCGGGCCGGUAGGUGUGCUACUGUCUGUAGCUGCGCCCAUAGGAGUGAGUCCCCAUCUCUUUCGGUAAGAGCAAGAGGUGUGGCGACGCGUUGGUGGUUAUUUACCACUGGGAGCCGUCGCUUCCGUUAGCGGGCUGCCCAUCCAAGGCUUGUUUGCAUGCUGCAGCCUCUUUGCCGUUGGCAGCUUCGUCUUCGCCACUUGUCGCGUUUUUGUCGCAUGAAACCACCCCAACAAACCGCGACUCGGGAAAGGAAGAAACAAAUAUCGCGCACGCAGGGAAACGGCAUGCGCUUUCUGCGCCGCCGCGCCCCUGUUUUGGUUGUCGAGAGGCAUGUGGAAAAAGCUCGGAAGUGUGCUGCUUGUAGGGGAUCCAUUUGGAAAAUGGCUCUCCUUCACAAAUUCGUCGAAAAUGCUUCACAGUCACAAAUUAAAUUACACCCCGGCACAGUUGGCGUUGAUUCUGAUCUUGAUUUGCUAGAUUAAGAUUUGUAAUCACUAGCCGCUGGAAAUAUUGGCGAACUCCCGAUGCCGAUCCCCGCGCCCAUUUGAUAGCUCUGGAGCGGAGAAAGUUUUGAAAGAACAUGACAUCGCGCAUCUCACACAAAAUCAGGAUGCGCAUCAGCAUGAGCACCAUGCGCAUAAGAACGAGAAGAAGAAGCACCAUGUCCAUGAGAAGCAUGGGGAGGAGCACCGUGCUCAUCCUCAUGAUGUGCAUCACUUUGACAAAGGCAAUGGGCCUGCGAGCACCAGUUUCGCCCAGGAAGACAGCGAGGGCCAGGGCUGGAUGGAGUUGCAGCAGCAGCGGGCGUAUGUGUGCAAAAGUUGUAUCGCGCUCGAAGUGAUUCUGAUUGCAACCAUGCACGCAGUUCCAGUUGGUCGGUGAUUGCGCCCCCACAUGGGCUGAGCAUUUCUUUUCUUUCAAGUUUGCGAAAGUCCUAGGGCACUGAAAUAGAUGAAAUACGAGCAAAACACUUUGGGGGACCUUUCAGCUUUGGGCCCCGUCAGUCUUCGUGGUUUCGGUUUGUGUUGGCGUAGGUCUGACCGCCGGCCUCGGGGAUAGAGCACCGCUUCGGCUAUGACCCCGCCAAGUAGUAUUCAGCGGGGCUAAAGAUAUAGCCUGCGGGCUGUGCAAAGUGAGCACAAUUUUACCAAAGCCAUGAGAAACGCUUCCGGUUUGCCUUUCUCCCUUCGGCUUGCUCUUGGUGUUUUUCACGAUGAAGAAAGAUCCUUGCGCCCUUCGCUAUGAACGGACGCAGAGCAUUCGGCAGCUACGUUCUUGAGUAGUUACACGCGUUCGCUGGCGCCCCUCGGUAUAAGCGUAGAGAAGUCGGCCAUGUCCUUGAGUGUUUCUUUUCGCCGUGCAAAACGCCAAGAAGCAGAGGAAGGGAGAAAGAGAACGAACCGGGAGCGUCCCGCGUGCCUUUGGUAAAACUAAAAGCGUGCGCAUUUCGAACAGCCUGUAGGAUGUGUUCUGCGCCCCGCUAAAUAUUAUCCGAGCCACGGCAUUCCCGGGCUGGCGUUUUUUCCCUGAGGCCGCUCGUGUUCCCGUUUUGCCCUGUCCUACGCCGACAGCCCUGCAAGUGCGUGCAAAAAGAGCGCAGAAAACUGGCCGCCGGCUUUCGGAAAAAAGGCCGGCCUUCGGCAGUAAGUCAGGCAGCGCCAGCCGUAGAAAACCCCCGCACGCCGGCGCAAAGCAUUCUUGCGGGAAAACGCAGCAGGGGGCCGCUGGAUAUCAGCGCUGUGCCUGUUGUAGUUUGGCCCCAUAGGGAAAAGCCCGGCCUUUGCUUCAUUUGCGUCCGUCCGUGGGUGCGUGACUGACAGAAUUCGCACGCAUGUGGCGGAGGGCACUGGGUGAUGCAAAAGACGAGAAAAGUCGCGCGUGGGAGCGCAUUACUAAGCUCAGCGGGCGGGUGCCGUUCUCACCGUAACACAAGCCUACAAGAAAAAGAACACGAAUCCUCCGGGCCCCCGCCCCCCAAAAAAGCAAUCUCCUCGCAGAGGCUCGGCCCGGCGCAAAACGUGGCUAAGCUGGAGCCACGGUCUGGCGAAGUGCCGGCAGCCGCGCCUGGCGGCCUUUCGCGAUGUCAAUCGGCUGCCACACUUCCAGCAUGAAACGGGCCCGGCCGCCUAUUAUUAUGGGUGUGCGACGACCGGGCGGCCCCCCGGAGCCCAGGAGUUCAGUGGUUUUCGCUGGAAGUUUUCACUUUCCGAAUGGGCACGGCGAAGAAGCACGGGGGGACUUCAACGUGGCAAGCGCCGCGCGCCGAAGUCGUGGCGGCACAGCAGGCGCGCUCAAACGGGGCGGCCAAAAGGCCCGAGUGCGCUCGUGAAGGAUGCCACUACUACGCGGAGGCUCCACCCUGGGCCGACUCUGCCGGCGGCCACCCAGAUCUCCGCGAGUAUGUGUCUAUUUCAAUGGAGGCCGCGAACCAACUUUGUUGCCCAAAUCAGUGGCCGGAAAUCCUGGGAAAAGCGCGCCAGUUUGGGGCGUAGCCAAAUAGUUCUCCAUACCUACCAUCGAGCGAAUCCGCCAGCUUACGCGCACCCGCCCCGCGCCCGUUUCAAAGUUUUUCCAAGUCUUCCCAAAGUUUUGCCGCCUUGCUGCGCUUUGAGGAUUUGGCGAGGCCCGCAAGCCUCCCGGACUUUGCAGAUUUUGGCACGGGAACCCGGCCCGUGCGGCUGGGGUUCUUUCGGCCGGGCGGGAGGGUCCCCGCUGCGGGCGGCGGCUCGGCCCGGGGGGCCGGGAGCACUUUCAGGUGGCGCUACGAGCGGGGAAGCACGCGCGGGCGGGAAAGUCUUCAAGGAAACGGGGACUAGCUAUGAUCUUCGGGCCCACUACCGUCCCACACAAUCAACCGAUGGGCAAGAGCCCCGAGCAACGCACUCCUCGCGAGUCAUCUUCGUCGCAAAGUCGCAGCCGCGCGGGGACACUGUUCCCACCAGACAGGAUUGCUUGUCAUGGGUAAAUAGCUCCGUAGUGAAUCCUGCAUGCGGUAUCCCAAGUGAUAGCGUUUCAACUAUCGAGACCCAGAUACACUUGCAACGCAUAGGAAGGAGGGAAGAGGAAUUGGUGGUGGGGACCCUGCGCAUGCGCACCUAAAUAUCCUGUCUGAAAACGUGCCCGCCGUAGAUUUGUCCGGUAUAAUCGCAUUCCUAGCAUGUCUCUCAUGCGGUCUACGCAUGGGACAGGGACGCGUUUUGUUUUUGUAAUUCCGUUUCGCAAUCGCCGCGCCCCAAUCGGGAUGAUGCAGUAGGACGACUCCGCUGAUGUGCGUUCAGAUUUGUCGCACGGAGUUCAUAUUAAGCCGAAGGCUCCUAGUUUUGUUCUCAUGUUGUGGCAGCAGACUCUAUAGCACUUGUCUAUUACGUGUGUGCGGAGGCGGAGGCGGACGUCUUCUGUCAGGAUAAUGAGCAUGAUGAUCGACGCACUGGCUGAGAGCACCACUGUGGAACAAACCAACGCACAAAUUUCGACGCACCAAAAAGACGAUGGCGAGGACCCGACAAUUGGCACGGUUGCGAUGGAUGACGAGUUUUCGCCGCCGGCGCACGGCUAGCUGGAAGUUCUGGAGUGAGCGAGUUUCGCUCGGGAAAAAAAGCCGGAAGCAGAAGGCUUGGGUCUUCUUCGUCACGGAUAAGUCUUUGCAUUCCACCACUGACUUCGCACCUUCAUCAUCAUCUUUAAACGAGCUCGACGACCCGGCUUCACGCAUAGAAUAGGCACCACUUCCACGAAGGAUUUGGCAGCGGCAAAAAAAGGGCAAAAGGUAUUCUGAAGCUUUCAACUGUUAGAUGUACAUAUUGUGCGUUCUCUGCGUUCUCUUUCAAUCUGAUGCCGUUUUCCCCGCAGCCACGACCGCCGUUUCUUCUUCCGCUCCGCCCCUGCUUCCGUCCCGGUUCCGCCACCGGCGCCGAAAGGGUUUCCAGGGUUUAGGGAGUUAGGGUUCCUUUUUUGAUUUUUGUGGCGCGCUUUCACGCGAUUUCCUUUCGAACAGCAGUUCCAUUCUCACCUGCCCAUGCUUUUUCUUUCACCUUAACAAAGGGCAAACGGGCUGCGUCGGUCCUUACUUUUUUCGUCAAGUGCCCACUGUGAAGGUUGCAGAAGACGGUCCGUCGCGCAUUAUUUUGGUCUGCGCCACUGCCACAUCCACAUGUCCGCUGACUCACAUCGGUGCGGUUGCAUCAGUAUGCCCUCUGUCACUUCGAGGCGCGAGGCCCGAUAUAAUUCGCCGUCUUCUGUCAGAGGCGUAUCAAAAUGGAUGCCACCCCUCCGCCUGCGCCAGUCCUGCCGAAGCGUAUCUGUUUUCCGUUUUCAGGGGGCGGCAGUGUGGUCCAUCACUCCCUGCGCGCUCAUUUGGUGUGCUAUCAUUCUUCAGCAUGCCCAGCUUUGCACCAGAUCCCGUUGAUAUAGAAGAUCGAAGCACCUCCGAGAAAUUUCAAAGCCGCCGCCUUCCUGGGCACUGGGCGUUCUCGCAUUAAGUGCCAAUUUCAAAAAAAGGAGCAGAGGACCGAAGCGAGGCGCGACCGUACACUCACACGUCGCAUUUCGUGGAUUCAUGUGGCUGCGGGACCUGGGCUGUCGUGAAUUGUUGCACCACUUGCGGACGGUAUAUGAGAAAGAAAAUCCAAAAUGAAAAAGUUUUAUUAACGCUUUGAGAUUUCAGUUUCAGGAUUUGUCGCUUGAUGUUGAAUAAUGAAAAAAAGUAAGGCGAAGUCCAGCAUAUGUUGCCUCAAGGGCAUUGGAUCAGAUGACGUUUCGCGAAGAGUAGAUAGAUUGGCACUGCGCACAGCACAAAUGUGGUUACUGCGCGCGAAGGCCUUCCUCGAGAGGACAAGUUUGCGACUAUUCAUUUUUGAAAACUUUUUGCUCUCGAUGAAUACGAAUGAAU